This is a messenger RNA of Sinocyclocheilus anshuiensis, 2577 nucleotides long. Its product is annotated as RAD50-interacting protein 1-like. The coding region runs from base 31 to 2373 and encodes 780 amino acids. The record is from RefSeq and is a predicted model, not a curated record. Gene Ontology annotation, biological process: retrograde vesicle-mediated transport, Golgi to endoplasmic reticulum; regulation of ER to Golgi vesicle-mediated transport; endoplasmic reticulum to Golgi vesicle-mediated transport. The transcript has 13 exons. Gene Ontology annotation, cellular component: Dsl1/NZR complex. Lineage: Eukaryota; Metazoa; Chordata; Actinopteri; Cypriniformes; Cyprinidae.
GCUAAAUCCACUGAUGACGUGUUGAGCAACAUGGCGGCGCCUAUGAUGGAGCACAACAACCACAGCAGCAAUGCUCUUUCUCAUCUAGAGCGUACAGAUUGCGUUAAACCUGAAUCUCCUUCAGAGGAUGAAAACUUUACAGAUGAUGUAGUUGGACUUGUUCAGAAAGAGAUAGGUGGCGAUCUUAAGUCGCUAAAGAAGGUGUCGGGGCUUUUAGAGAAAUUGACAUUAGAGAACAAGCAGCUGGAGGAGCAGGUGCUGACUGUGUCCUCUUCAGUGCCGCUGCGUGUGUCCGCUGCCCUGUCCACGGCAGAGGAGUCUCGAGUGAAGCUGGAGUCUUUACUGGAGAAGGAGAGAGUUUUGUCCAACACUUUGCAGCAGCAUCUGCAGGGCGCGCAGGUCUGGGCUGACAGCAUCGGGCAGGUCUUGGGUCAGCUAGACACAUUAGAGAGGCAUAUGAAGUACCUUCAAUGUCUGGCUCGUAUUGAGCAGCUCAGUGACAGCAUCCAGCAGUAUCUGAUGACCAAUAGCAUGUGGGAUGCAGUCGGUGCAAUAGACAGGAUGGCCUCUCUGGACAUGGGUUUGAGGGAGUCAGGCUGUAGCCACUUGCAGGCUUUCCUCAGAGAAACACUUCGCUUUUGGCACAAGAUCCUUAAAGACAAACUGGCCAGUGAUUUUGAGGAAGUCCUGACGCAGUUCCACUGGCCGUUCAUCUCGCCCCCUACACAGACCCUCUCUCCCCCAGCCAACGCACAGGAGCUCAACAGCCAGCUGGAGCUACUGGUCUCCCAACUUCUCUCUCUCCAGACCUCUGAUGACCUUAUAUCAGAGAAGAAAGAAAUACUGUCUCGUCCUGGGCAGUCCCAGACUCCUCCACUCUCAUUGCCCAUUCAGAUCAUGCUGCUUCCCCUCAGUAAGAGGUUCAGGUAUCACUUCACUGGAAACCGCCAGACCAACAACUUAAGCAAGCCAGAGUGGUAUUUGACCCAAGUCCUCAUUUGGAUGGGAAACAGCUCCAACUUUAUGGAUGAGAAGAUUCAGCCUACAUUGGAUCGUGCCAGGGCCAAAGUUAACGCAAGGGUGGAGCUGUGCAGAGGGCUCCUGACUCUGGCACAGGAGAAGCUCGCCCACGACACUCCUCGAUUGCUCUACGACGAUGCUCUCUUCUGCCACCUAGUGGACGAGGUGCUGCAGUUCGAAAAAGAGCUCCGCAGCACCCACAGUUACCCGCGAGCCUAUCCCGGCAUCUUGCACAUACUACUAGAGGAGACCGUGUUCCAGAAGUGGCUCAGUGUGGAGAGAAAGAUGGCUGUGGAAAAAGUGGACACCAUGCUGUCUGCAGAGGGAGCCUGGAGCUCUCAGUACAAAGACAUCACUGAUAUGGAUGAACUUAAAGCACCAGAUUGUGCAGAGACCUUCAUGACCCUUCUGCUGGUCAUCACAGAACGGUACCGCUCUCUGCCGUGUCCGCGGGCUCAGCUCAGUUUCCUGGCUUUGCAGAAGGAGCUGGUGGAUGAUUUCCGUAUCCGCCUCACGCAGGUCAUGAAAGAAGAGUCCCGACAGCCGCUGAGCCCUCGCUACUGCGCCAUCCUCAAUGCUGCCAACUACAUCUCCACUGUUCUCAGUGACUGGGGGGACAAUGUUUUCUUCUUGCAGUUGCAGCAGGCUGCAGUGUCAGUUGGUGAGGAGAUCCUAGGUCCUCUUGGGGCCACAGAGACGGGGCGUCUGGCCUCUCUGGAAGAAUCUUUGUUUGAGGCCCUGUUGGCCCUGCUGGAAAGGCUACGAGGAGACAUGCUGGGACGAUUGCUAGAUGCAGUCAUGAGAGACGUCAAAGAGAAGGCACAGCCAUACUGCAAGGACAGGUGGAUCUCCUUGCCAUCACAGAGCGACCAAGCCACUAUGUCGUUAUCAAGCUCUGCAUGUCCCAUGAUGCUUUGCCUACGGGAUCACCUGCUCCAGCUGCAGCAGAUGUUGUGUCUUCCUCUGUUUCAGAUGUUCUGGCAGGGCCUCGCCGAGAGGCUCGACAACUUCAUCUACGAAGAUCUGAUCCUGUAUAACCAUUUCAAUGAAGGCGGGGUGGCACAGCUUCAAUACGAUAUGACCAGAAACCUCUUCCCUCUCUUUAGACACUACUGCAAGAGACCUGAAAACUUCUUCAAACAUGUGAAGGAGGCCUGCAUCAUCCUGACUCUUAAGGUCGGCCCGGCGCUGCUGUUGUGUGAUGUGCUGAAGCAGUCAGAGGAAGAUGAGGGCAUUCUGAACCAUCAGCAGCCCAGUCCAGAGUCAGCGCUCAAUGAGCUGGGAGUCUAUAAGCUGGCCCCCAGUGAUGUGCAGAUCCUCCUCAAACUCCGCUCAGCCUGGCUCAAACAAUGACAAAUCACCCGAAGCAGCACUAAGGAAGCAUUACCAAGCACUCAAACACCUGUUAUACUUACGAUAUGACUGAAUGAAAUAUCCUACAUCAGCUGAUCUACAGUAUUUAAAGUGAACUGAAGGGAAGGGAAAUAUGAAGAGUAUGUUGAUGUAAAAAAGAAAAGAAAAAAGAUUUGCUCACAUUCUUUCAGCAGAAACAAAUAA